ACAGAAUUCUCACCACUCUCAUCCAGCGAAAGUAAUGUUUACCGCGUUAUCGAAGACUCACCUCCUCUUCUUUUAUCCCCAUCAAGAUCAUUCUGAGGGUACCAAAUCAGAACUUCCAUCAUUAUGCCCAAUGUGGAAUUCCAUUAGGUUACAACAAAGUACAGCUAUUGUAUAACCACUCCACUAUCAAAGAGUCAAAGAGUCACACUUUCUAGAGUCACUGACGAGGUUCCAUGUGCGAAGUUAAAAAAUUUUUUAAAUUAUAAACAAAAAAUAUUUUACUGAUUCGUGCGCCAGAAAUUUUUUUUAAAUAAUAAAAAAUGCUAAAUAAAAGUCUUAAAAUAUUUAAAAUAGUUUUAAAAUAACUUAAGGCAGAAAGGGGAAUCCCCUCUUGCAUAGGAAAUUACUUCUAUUGUAGGCUGAACUAUACGUUUUCGUGAACAAAAUGAAUCCGAGUGGGCCAAAUUAUCCCAUAGCUUCUUUAUAUGUUGAAAAUCUACAUGCGGAUGUUACAGAGGCUAUGCUUUUUGAAAAAUUUUCGACAGCAGGACCAGUUCUUUCCAUAAGAGUUUGCAGAGAUUUCAUUACACGUCGCUCGCUUGGGUGUGCCUAUGUUAAUUUUCAGCCGCCUGUUGACGCUGAAAGGGCCUUAGACACAAUGAACUUUGACACCAUCAGAGGAAGGCCAAUUAAAAUCAUGUGGUCACAACGAGAUCCAUCUCUAAGAAAAUCAGGUGUAGGUAAUGUCUUCGUAAAGAACCUGGACAAAACUAUUGAUAACAAAGUGCUGUAUGACACAUUCUCUGCCUUUGGAAAUAUCUUAUCAUGUAAAGUAGCAACUGAUGAGGAGAGCACUUCAAAAGGAUAUGGUUUUGUUCAUUUUGAAACUGAAGAAGCAGCAAAUAAUGCGAUCAUGAAAGUUAAUGGCUUGCUUCUUAAUGGAAGAAAAGUUUUUGUUGGAAAAUUCAUCCCCCGUAAAGAGCGUGAGAAGCUCUUUGGUGAAAAAGCUCACCACUUCAUGAAUGUUUAUAUCAAGAACUUUGGUGAUGAUCUUGAUGAUGUAAAGCUGAGAGAGCUGUUUGAGAAGUAUGGAAAAAUAACAAGUGCCAAGGUAAUGACUGAUGAGCUUGGAAAAUCUAAAGGCUUUGGAUUUGUAAACUUUGAAGAACCAGAGAAUGCUGAAAAGGCUGUUGAAGAUCUCAACGGAAAAGAAUUCAAUGGAAAGACUUUACAUGUUGGUCGUGCACAAAAGAAAUCAGAAAGAGCAGCAGAAUUGAAACAAAGAUUUCAGUUGUUGAAAAUGGAACGUAUGAACAAAUACCAGGGUAGAAAUUUAUAUGUUAAGAAUCUUGAUAAUGCUAUUGAUGAUGAAUGCUUAAGAAAAGAAUUUGCACCGUUUGGAACAAUAACUAGUGCUAAAGUCAUGACACAUAGAAAUGGACAUUCCAAGGGAUUUGGCUUUGUCUGCUUUAGCUCUGCAGAAGAAGCAACUAAAGCAUUAAGUAAAAUGAAUGGGCAAAUUGUUAUGUCUAAACCUUUGUAUGUUGCUUUAGCUCAAUGCAAAGAAGAGCGCAAAGCUCAUUUAGCUUCUCAGAUGGCCAGGAUGCGCAUGCAGUUGGGACGGAUGUUAAACCAAUGUACCAACUAUUUUGUACCAACUAUACGUCAAGCUCAGCGAAGUUACUUCCCACAAAUGGAUCAAAUGCGUGCAACUUAUCGAUGGCCCACUCAGCCUCAGAUGCGACCAGGAGGUCAACCAGCUGCAGCAUCCCAAGCUAUGCAGUUUGCUAGAGCAGCUGCACGUCCAGUAGUUGCAGCUUCGCAAAAUCCAGGAAUGAGAGCCGGUAUGAAUGCUCGACCCAUAACAGGCCAACAACCCACUGCUGUAUCUGGAAAAAGAGUUGCUGCAAUGAGUCCUACUGGUGUAGGUGCCGCACGACCUACUAGCAUUGCUUCUGCAAAUGUCAAUCAAAGACCAGCCACAUACAAAUAUACUUCUAACAUGCAUAAUCCACCACAGCCUCAAAGAGUUCAACAAGCUGUGACUCAGCAAGCCAUGCAUAUACGAGGCCAAGAACCUUUAACUGCUUCCAUGUUAGCAGAUGCCAAUGCUCAAGAGCAGAAGCAAAUGCUAGGUGAACGAUUGUUUCCUGUAAUACAUCGCUGGUAUCCUCAGAAGGCUGAAAAGAUCACUGGAAUGUUGUUGGAAUUGGAUAAUUCUGAAUUGUUGCAUAUGUUAGAACAUCAAGAGUUACUGAAUGCUAAAGUUGAAGAAGCUGUUGCUUUACUUGCAGCUCAUCAUGCUAAAGAAUAUAUAUCAGUUGCCAAAAGAAGAAAGAAGCUUAACCCUCUUGUUUCCUGAGCAAGUACACAAGAACAUUUGUUCUCAGUUAUAUGCAUUAAAAUAAAAGGCAAUAAUUAGGGGGGCGGAAGAAAAAAAAGAGAAAAAUUCUACGUGUUUUAUAUCUAGGUUUUAUAUCAUUAAGAAAUGGACCCCCCCUCCCCGGAGCACCAAAAAAAAAAAAAAAAAAGAGAGAGAGAGAGAGAGAGAGAAAUAAAUUUUUUUUAUUAUUAUAUCAUUAUUUAUGAG
Molecule: messenger RNA, 2590 nt
Organism: Stegodyphus dumicola
Lineage: Eukaryota; Metazoa; Arthropoda; Arachnida; Araneae; Eresidae
Product: polyadenylate-binding protein 4-like
Molecular function (GO): RNA binding
Source: RefSeq, a predicted model, not a curated record